AUGCCCACUCAAAAUGAUGGAGGGUAUAAAAUUACAUUUAAUUCUAACGAUAACCGCAUCCACAAAGCAAAUACAAUAAGUUCACUUUCUAACAUUGGCAAAACUAUAACAUUGACAGCACAUGCAUUGGCCAACUCUUCAGAUUUACAUAGCACAAUAUUAUCACCAGACGGCCCCUAUAAUAAAGUCAUGACUUCCACUUUAAAACAAUCAAAUGAGAAAAAGUUUCACCCAAAUAAUGUUAACAUUGUUAAAAAUAUUGCCUCUGUGAAUCCACGAGAUAUAACUCAAUCAAGUAACCAAUAUUUUAAAAAUAGUCUGAUCGAUGAAAGAAAAACUUUCCAAUUAUUAUCUUAUAUUAAUGACUACUUAUUAAAGGAUCUUGAUUAUGAUGGAAAAACUACUAUUGCUACUACUGCCACUACUGCUUCAAAAAAUAAACAAGUUGUUGCCGUUGGAAAUCAUACUCAGCAGAUGUCAAACGAUAUUCUUCUACCGUCUCUUUACCAAGGAUUUCAAACUUUAUCCCUUUCUAAUCAGAAAGACAGUGAUAUCCAUGAUAGAAAAUUAUUGAGCGAUAAUGGCCACUCAUAUGACAAUUGUAAUUCUCAAACAGAUAUUAUCGACAAAUCAGAAUCUUCUACUUUUUUAAAAGACCUCGAAUUAAAGAUGAAAAAUCAAUUAACUAAAUAUGAGAUUCAAAAAAAUAUUACCAUAUCAGAAAUUAGGGAUAUCGAUCAAAGGAUUAAUACUCUGAAAUUUAGAAGAAAUUUAUUAUUUAAUAAUAUUGCCAGUUUGGAGGAAAAGGAAAUUAAUAUUGAAAAUGACUUAUCGUUAAUUAAAAAUCGUAUGGCUACUUUACAUGAUAUCAAUGACCAAAUUUCUUUAGAGAAGGGCAAUGGUACAUCGCAUAAUGAUACCACUUUAGACACCCUAAUGGAUUAUAAUUCAUCAGUUACCUCAUCCACUACUGUCUCUGAUAAUAGAAAUUCUACAUUUAGUAACGAUACAAGCAACGCAACCUUAUCAUCGGUUGAACUUCAUAACAGUACCAAUAAGGAUAUUACCGUAACAGAAUUUUUAGAGUACGAUGAUAUCCACUCAUCAGAUAAUUUGAUUAAAUUCUUUCAGGAGAAAAACAAAAUACAUUAUAAAAUAUUACCCACAUUACAACAAUAUUUCGACUCUGGUAGUGAAAUAUCAUCGUUUGUGAAUAUCCAUAAUUCACCAAUUUCCUCAUUUCAAUUUGAUUUACCAUUUGGUCAUCUAUUUUCAUCUCCUAACGAUAAUCCUGAAAUUAAAAUAUGGGAUCUAUCAAAAGAUAUUCAAAUAGGUGAACUAAAAGGUCACCAUGACACAGUUUAUUGUAUGGAAUUAGAUAAAUCUUAUAAUAUGUUAGUUACUGGAAGUAAAGAUUCUACCAUAAAAAUGUGGGAUUUGAAUAAAAGUGUUCAUACGUUUAAUGAAUAUUCAGAACCAAAUACAAACCUUUGUGUCUACAGUUUUGAUGAGCAUAUGGAUUCCGUAACAAAUGUAAGUAUUAAUUCUCAUUAUCUAGUAAGUGGAUCUCAGGAUUCUACUAUAAGACAAUGGGAUUUACAUUCAGGUAAAUGUAUAAGAAUUUUAGAUUUAAUAUCUAAUGAUUCUAUCAAUCUAUUUAGCCAAUCGCCAAAGAGCGUAAGUAAUUAUCCUGGAAAUAUUCGAACUGUGAACAAUAACGAGGUACCUAAGAUUGGUGGCUUACAAAGUUAUGAUGUUGCAUUAGCAACAGGUACCAGUGAUGGGAUAGUAAGACUUUGGGAUUUAAGAAGUGGGGAAAUUGUAAGAUCAUUAAUAGGCCAUUCAGACUGUAUUUCCUGUUUGAAAUUUGAUUUGCAAAAUAUAGUGACAGGUUCCUUAGAUAAAACAGUUCGAGUUUGGGAUUUAAGAAUUGGAUCGGCAGUUCAACUAUUUGAAUAUUCGUCACCUAUUUUAUCUUUAGAUUUUGACUCGAAAAAUAUUGCAGUAUCAGAUGGUUCAUCACAAAUCCAUAUAUUUGAUCGCAUUAAGUCUAAACAUUGGGAUUGUGGCAAUAUGGAUUCAUUGAAUGCGAAUGUGAAUUUUAUUCAGUAUAAUGAUAAUUAUUUGCUUGGGAGUCUUUCCAAUGGUAGCAUACACGCUUGGGCAAUUUAA
This is a messenger RNA of Arxiozyma heterogenica, 2172 nucleotides long. RefSeq lists its product as uncharacterized. Bases 1 to 2172 code for a protein of 723 amino acids. Lineage: Eukaryota; Fungi; Ascomycota; Saccharomycetes; Saccharomycetales; Saccharomycetaceae. Gene Ontology annotation, molecular function: protein binding. The record is from RefSeq and is a predicted model, not a curated record. The transcript has a single exon.